Dibothriocephalus latus is the source of this 321-nucleotide messenger RNA. Lineage: Eukaryota; Metazoa; Platyhelminthes; Cestoda; Diphyllobothriidea; Diphyllobothriidae. The record is from the annotation of a GenBank genome assembly.
AUGUCAAGGCACCACCGAACUCGACUCACCGUCGUUAUUGUUAGAGGUUCACGCGCGACAGGAAACUACAACGCCGCAGAACACGCCUGCCUUACCAUGCGCGUGCCUGACUCGACAAACAAGAUGCCGCCGGACAAUAGGCGAGACUCCGGCGACGGCAAUCCGCGAGUGUCUGUUCACGUUGUAGGCCUACCGAUCGGAGCCCAGCUCUUCAACUCGCUCUGGAAAGAAAAUCGAGAUAGCGAUGAGCUGGUUACAGUAGCACACUACAACGGGGAGAAUUCAUUGGGAGAUGUAACAGAGAGUAAUGGUCAUUGGUAG